AUGUCCGGCGACUUUCCUUUUGCGGCAAAAAUAGUAAGCCCUCUUAAGUGCAAUGAGAAGCCCUGGGAUAUAUGGAUUGAUGAGAUCGGACACCAGUCACCACGACGUGACGAAGAUGCAUCAGGUUUCACGUUACCGCCGGCUGUGGACGGUAAGAGCAGUGCGUCCGCCCGACGCUUGCAGGACUCUCAUCCAUACAAGGCGGCGGAAAGGACUAACACUCGGUACCGUCGAGCAGGUGUGAAUCGUCUCCGGUACGACAGCAUGAGCCUCCAUGGACUUUUUCCACAAAUGGACAAUUUAAAUGCCGCAGUGUGUCAUAUGUGUGGUGUUAUAGUGAAGUGCAGUGCAGCAUAUAGACAUUUGCUUGAGUCUCAUACAGGUGCCGAGCCCAUACUUCCGCCGCCUCCCCCUACUGUAAAGCUCAAAUCUGUUCCAAGUAGAAGUCGACAUAAAAAGGAACCUCCACCACCAGUCCCUAUAGAUAUAAAUCUACCGAAGUUGGAAAAGUCUCCUGUGCAUACUGCUCCUGCCCCUGUCCCAAGGAUAGUAAUGCCUCAACAAGAUAUGCAGUACGUAGAGGAAGCAAGCACUUCUGCUCUCACAGAGGUUCAAGUCAGUGUAGAGAGUGGAGAGUUACCAGUAGUUAGUAUACAGGACACAGAGGAAUUACCCCUCGGUGAAAACAUAACAGAUGAUAUUUUUGAAAUAAUGACCUCAGAAGGCAUACAAAGUGCAGAUGACAUCACAAAUGCCGCAGACUGGAAGAACAUAAUUAGAGAUAUAGGUAAUAUGCAAGAAAUUAAUUUUUCAUCUGCCACCGAUAAUGUACAAUCACAAGACUUAUACCCAGCAGUAGAUACAUCACUAACAGGUUACACGAUACCUGACACUGACCUAUCUAGUUUACAAUUCGCUCCUAACACAUCUCCUAUGUUGUCGACUGUGAUAGAUAAUAAUGUACUCAAUGCUCAAGCUUUAAAACCUGUUCCGACUACGCCGAAAUCAUCAUCGCGUAAAUCAAGUAAGACGAAAUUUAAUUUACGAGAAUACGAUCCGAACAAACACUGUGGAGUGGUGACCGCUGAGAAUCCCAAACCUUGCACGAGAUCUCUGACUUGUAAGGCGCACGCUCUGUCCUUGCGGCGGACAGUGGAAGGCCGAUCUAAGCCGUUCGACACUCUACUGGCGGAGCAUAGAGCAUCGAGAGAUGCCGCAGCCUCCGGGGGCACCCCUGCCCCAGUCGUGCACAACACACCAGCGCCCCCUCCUGCCACUCCUGUUAAUCUCCCACCGCUCCUAGUCAAUACGCCUCUAGACAUCGCAUUCAACGGUCUGACGGCUGAGCAGCAAGUUAACGACAUAUAUGCGAGCCUGCUGAGCGUGGAGGAUCCCGUCCUGCCCGACACCUCCAGCAUCACAUCACUUCUAAGUCAACCGUUGCCAUCCGAUCCCUUCAUGCUCCCUGACGACGCGGAAAUACCGGCAGACGUGCCACUGCUGAGUAUAGCGCCGGCCCAGCCGACGCCGCUUAUCCGUGACGAGAAGCCUGAAGGACCACCUACGCUCGUCCCCAGCGACGUGUGCUGGUACGGGUCCUGCCCGCGACCCCUUGCGCUCUGCACCUUCAACGCAUCACACGCUGGAGGCGCCAUAACUUUGGGGAAAAAGUUCGCGACUGUCCGGAGUAAUAUCAAAUCGUCCCUGACGCGUUCGACCAAACCAGGCAGCGGGAACAGUUAUUAUCAGGGCAUGUCGUUAUCGAAGACUUUGCAUAUGAACAAUGCUAAUAAAACGAACAAGCCCGAAGUGCGUAAGUUAAUAGUGACGUGUAGUGCGACGAGUGGGGGUGGGAAAGAGGUGCAACAGACGCUGAGUGAGUUGUUCGGGGGGGAGGUGCGGCAUACGUUGAACGGACACGUGGGACAUGCGGGGCACGUAGGGCAUGUGGGGCACGCGGGGCACGUGGGCGAGCGCAAGGCGCGCGCGGGGCUCAAGAGCGCCAAGCGUGCGAGUACCGCCGCGCUGGACCUGGGCUUCGCGCUCGACCCACUCCUCGCAGACGAGAAGUGC
Brenthis ino (lesser marbled fritillary) is the source of this 2073-nucleotide messenger RNA. The record is from the annotation of a GenBank genome assembly. NCBI's taxonomy places the organism in Eukaryota, Metazoa, Arthropoda, Insecta, Lepidoptera, Nymphalidae.